Eurytemora carolleeae is the source of this 774-nucleotide messenger RNA. Its product is annotated as gem-associated protein 6. Bases 88 to 594 code for a protein of 168 amino acids. The transcript is spliced from 5 exons. Lineage: Eukaryota; Metazoa; Arthropoda; Copepoda; Calanoida; Temoridae. Gene Ontology annotation, cellular component: SMN complex; nucleus. Gene Ontology annotation, biological process: spliceosomal complex assembly; spliceosomal snRNP assembly. The record is from RefSeq and is a predicted model, not a curated record.
CGCAGAAACUUUGACUAAACAAGCUCGAUAUUUAUUUUCCAAUUCCGCUAAAAAUGGUGACUGCUGCCGGUGUUAUUCCGUCAAAUAAUGUCAUUUUCUGGUGAAUCUCUUCCCGUUUGUGAAGUGAAAUAUAUCAGGAAGUUUCUACGGAAGUGUGUGAGAAUCGAAAGUGAAAAAGGAGAAAUAUUUGAAGGAGUUCUCUUGGCUUGUGACCCAGUUUCCCAAAGUUGUGUUCUGCUAACAAGUGCUGAUGAAGAAAACUUAAAAAACAGUGAGAUUGUGAUCGUGCCUUCAGUGGACUGGAGUAAAGUAGAAUACCUGGAGUCCUCGAGCAAGGAUUGUUCCGAGGAGUUGAUUAAUCAACUGUUCCUUGGUUCCAAUACAACCUUGAGUUCUGAGGAACUAAAGGAACGCAGAAAUAAUCUCACAAAGUUUCUUCAGUCGCAUUCUCUAACUUUAGAGGAACAAGGAGAUCGUUUGAUUGUGCAAGGUUGUGUUACCAUUCGUCCCCCCUAUACAGCUGCCGACUGUAGAGCAACAAAUGAAAUCGUCCUGGAUCGUAUUUCAAGUCUCGUCCAGCGAUUCUACAGUUAGAGGACGAGUUUGUCUUUGCUAAAAAGGACGAUACGAUCAGUUUGAGUGAAAGAACUAAGUGACGAGUUAAGUAAAAGACGAUGUGAUAGAUUGUUAGUGAAGUGAUAAACUGCAUUUUAAUAUUUAUUCUGAACAACAUUACACUCAGAUUUCAAGGUUUGUUACAAUUAUUUUCUUCAA